Paramecium tetraurelia is the source of this 807-nucleotide messenger RNA. RefSeq lists its product as uncharacterized. NCBI's taxonomy places the organism in Eukaryota, Ciliophora, Oligohymenophorea, Peniculida, Parameciidae. The record is from RefSeq and is a predicted model, not a curated record. Gene Ontology annotation, cellular component: protein kinase CK2 complex; cytoplasm. Gene Ontology annotation, molecular function: protein kinase regulator activity. The transcript is spliced from 4 exons.
AUGUCAGAGGAAUCACAAUAUUCUGAGCAUCCAGGAGGGUGGAUUGAAUGGUUUUGUCAAUUGCCUUAAAAUUAAUAUCUGACUGAAGUGGAUUCCGAAUUCAUUCAAGAUCCAAAUAAUUACGGCCACCUCAUUAAAUAAUUCAAUCUCUUUUAAUAAGCCUUACAAAUGAUAUUGUCAUCAGAAUAGCCAGAUACUUUGGAUCUAGAAAACGAGAAAUUCCUUGAAUUAUACACAGAAGCCAGUGAUAUUUAUGGAUUACUUCAUCAGGCAUUCAUCUAAACUCCAAAAGGCUUAGCAAUAAUGAGAGAAAGAUUUUUGAAUGGCAGAUUUGGUCACUGUCCAAGAGUCCUUUGUGAAAAACAGAAUACCAUACCUAUUGGAUUGAGUGAGAGCCUAAAAACUAGCAGAAUUAAAGUGUAUUGCCCAAGAUGCAAGGAAGCAUAUGCCCCACGCAAGAGUUAGGCAGACUUCGAUGGGGCAUAUUUUGGUCGCAGUUUCCCCAUGCUGCUUUUGUUGACUUACCCUGAUGUGCAUCCUAAAUUCACUAUUCAAUUAGGCACUGAGUUAUUUACCCCUUUCUAACCAACUCUUUAUGGAUUCAAAGUUAGAGAUGAAAAAUAAAUCUAAUAAACUUCUACAUAGUUACAAUCAUAAUUACCAUAACAACAACAGUAAUAAUAAUAAAUUAUUACUGAACACACAAAUGGAAUUGUUGAAAAAGAAAAUCACCAUUAAUAAGAAAAAUAAAAUGCUGAAUAAGAAUCAAAAUAGUAAAAAAAGAAAAAGAAAAAUAAAAAACAAUGA